This is a messenger RNA of Exophiala spinifera, 1044 nucleotides long. RefSeq lists its product as uncharacterized. NCBI's taxonomy places the organism in Eukaryota, Fungi, Ascomycota, Eurotiomycetes, Chaetothyriales, Herpotrichiellaceae. The coding region runs from base 1 to 1044 and encodes 347 amino acids. The record is from RefSeq and is a predicted model, not a curated record. The transcript is spliced from 2 exons.
AUGUCAGUUGUAGCGCCUACAAUCUAUCCAACCUUCCACGAGUACCACAUAAUCCACAGAAGUACACGUCCGCCAUACAUUCACUUCCUGGGAUUGCAUUUGAAAGCGCUCAUCAUCGCUAGUUUGGCUUUCCAGUACCACGCUGGCAUCCUUCGCACUACAACACGCCCUCCAAAGGCUCGAAGCAGAGCGUCAAGCAAGAUCCCUAGCCAACAUGGCGACUUACAGUUUGCCAAACAGUUCCUCACGUCUAUAGACAACAAGCCUACAAAGUACCAAGCGGACCAUGUCUUUGACCCGAGAACUUAUCACAUGAGGAUACCUUACACCUUACCCAAACUCUCCAACGCACCACACGCUUUCCCUCCCAAGACGAAACCUGCACCGCCGACGGCACCGGGGUCCGAGUCCGCCAAAACGACUGUCUCGGUGACGCUGAAAUCGACGCGGAAUCCCAACAUGACGCUCACCAUCCCAUCGAUGGAGCCGAGCACGACCACGAUCCAGAGUCUGAAAGAACAGGUUCAAGCGCACUGGGGGGGGUGUUGCGGGCCGAGUGUCGUGCAAGUAGAUAAGAUCAAGUUGUUACAGAACAAGAAACCGAUCCCACCGUCGAAAAAGGUCUUGACGGAUGCAGUGGACGAGAAGGAGCUCAGAGGCCAUUUGGAGUUGGGUGUCAUGGUCAUGGGCGGUGCUCCGGAUCCUAAACCUCAGGUCAUGGCGUCUUUGGCAGCCGCAGCCGCAGCCGCAGCGGCCACAGCGACCGCAAAGACAUCUGUGAGUAAGAAGGGUGAUGGCACGCCUAUGGAAGGUGUAGAGUCCACAGCUACAGCACAAGUACAACAAGCGCAGGCAGACUCGAGCGCAGCAUCCGAGGGGCCUGUACAGCCUGGCGAGCCUAGCGGUGAGAGUGUGCUGCACACGAGCGGUUUCUGGGAUGAUUUACAAGGGUUCCUGGAACAGAGGAUACGCAACCAAAGUGACGCGGCGAGGUUAAGGGAUGUGUUUGAGAGUGCGUGGAGAAGCCAUAGUUCAGGUCCAUGA